Molecule: messenger RNA, 1800 nt
Organism: Varroa destructor (honeybee mite)
Lineage: Eukaryota; Metazoa; Arthropoda; Arachnida; Mesostigmata; Varroidae
Source: RefSeq, a predicted model, not a curated record
AUCGCCGUCGUUCGUCAAAAUCGACUCAGCCCACCGCUCAAUGCAAGGCAACUAUACCUGCCGGGUGGAGACCGAUAAGGGUGUUUCCGAGAAUGACUUUUAUCUCAUUGUGAUAGUCGACUCGUGCAAAGAACAAUCCUGGACAACGUACUCCGACAGAAUAGGUUGUACCGAAGAAAUUCGGCUCGAUUGCACUGGAAUGCAUCCAAAACCUUCGCCUGCAUGCGGGGUGUACAACGAGGCCACGCAAUCCUAUUUGUCGACGGUACCAUUCGACACCGUACAUCUAGUUAACGGUACAUACGACGUGAAGUUACACAAGAUCUUUAGAAUUAAAGACUGGAUCGAGUAUAGAAACAUAUCGUUUCGAUGUCAUGUCAUUGUUCUCGGCACAGAAUGGCGGACCGGUAUGACCCAUCGUCUGUUUGGCGACCCUGGUUGUCUUAAAGACCCGCCUGAGGUACGCAACGGCUCAUUCAACCUAACGGGAGAACAGACAUGCUGGGGCACACCGGCUGAAGGCGCAGUUGUACAAUAUUCUUGUCCUGUUGGAUUAAGUGUUCGCGGGCAUCAGAAAAUGGUUUGCAAGAACGGCACCUGGGUGGGAGUUGUCGGCAACCGAAAUUUGGACGAACUAAACUAUUCACCAUUGGAGAUCAUCAGCUGUGAGGAAGACAGCGCCUCUUCAGUAAACGUUUCGAUGGGCCUGCUUCUCUUUUUGAUGGUCUGCAGCUUACACAUACAAUAAAAAGCUUCUUGGAUACUUGCCUACCUACGCUAGAGGGUUUAUCUACAUAAUUGGAUAACGUAAUGGUAAUACUGGUUGCUUCAAAGUGUUUGAGGUGCAGUAGACGGAAAGCAGUCAUAUCUUCCCUGCGUAGGAACAAACUUUACCAUCGACAAUUUGUACAUAAUGCAAUACUCCACAAUGGAAAAACGACGCUACACUUUCUAAGGGUGUAAUAGUUACGACGUAUAAAUGUCAUUUUCACAUUUAGUUGCUGCUCUUAUCAUUGUUUUUGCAUAAGUUUAUUAAACAGAUAAGUAAAACAGUUGUUGGCAACCCAGAUCAACAUAAUUAGCAAAUAAGUUAGACUAUGGGCAAGAAAGGAAGGACUGACACGAGGCAUAAAGCAGAAAUCAGUGACCUAAGUUGACGCAUAGAACAGAAGAGUAGUAAAGCAAGAAUAUAACUCUGAGAUAUAAAUGAAAAAGUCAAAAUGAGGUCAGCUUAAACACAUGCCUAGAUGAUAUUUGCGAAUGAAACGCAGAAACCGUUAACACGAUAGGCAUCGCACAUAAACAUCCGCCUCCCCCUCCGCCGACCCCUCCGCCGAAUGGGGAGGGAGUUUAGCCGGAAAAAAACUGGUCUUUUCAUUAAUUAUUCAACGAAGUUGAGAUAUAAAUAAUAAGGCACUAUUAAGAAGAACAAGGGGUAUAUUUAGGUCCUUUCGAAAUGGCGGCCAUUCCUAUUAUUACACAAUCAUUGACAAAGACCUCCUAUAUAAGGUCUCUAAGCAUAAAGAAACAGGCAAUGCUGUUCAAUUUACGCAUUGAUUGAGACAACUUACACCGAAUAACGACAGCGAGAGCAAUAUUGAAAGCAUUGAAAGACUUGAGUGUCUGCAUCCUACGAUAAAGCGGUGCCAUAUCUUUUUGUCUUACCUCAUCAUUGAUUUCCGUACGUGAGUGAAUACCAACAAUGAAUAUUUGUAAUAAGAUUAAUACAAAACCAUAUAUGGACAAUAUAUGACACGCAAUGUUACAAACUGAAGUAACGGUAACGAAAGUAUAAAUAAA